AUGAAACAUGUGGUCACGUUUGGUUCACCGUUUGUAUCUUGUGGUGGUGAAAAGAUUCUGGAGGAGCUUGGUCUUGACGAGAGACAUGUUCACUGCGUGAUGAUGAUGCAUAGAGAUAUCGUCCCACGAGCUUUCUCGUGUAAUUACCCUGACUUUGUUGCUCUCAUCCUCAAACUUUUGAACGGGUCGUUCCAUGCGCGACUCCUUGUCUCAACAAAAACAAGUCUAAGGACUUUCACGUACCAAUCUGCAUUGCAUGUUACUUGGAAUCAUCUCUAUCCUCCCGGUCCAGAGGUGACAUGGCAAGUCUGGUUUUCGGAUCACAUUCCGAAGCACACCUUCUUCACAUGGGUUAAUGUCCGACAUCGUCUGGAAACUAGAGAUAGGAUGAGACAAUGGGGGCUUGACAUACCUGCUUCCUAUGUCCUUUGUGCCAAUUGCGCUGAAUCUAGGGAAAACCUCUUCUUUCAGUGUUCUUUCAGCUCCUCUGUUUGGCAACACUUUAUCAAUCGGGUUAAUCUCCACCCUCCUCAGUCCUUUGAAGCCAUUUUGGAGUGUCUUGCUCGGCCUUCAACGGACCAACACAUAACGCUCAUCUGUAGACUCUUUUACCAAGCCUCGAUGUACUCCAUAUGGAAAGAGCGCAAUGCUAGACUUCACUCUUCUGUAGCCAGACCUCCAGAUGUGAUUAUCUCUGAUAUUGAGGACACCAUCAAGCUUAAGCUUGACCCUCUAUCGAGAACAAAUCGCUAUAUUACUUCCUCCCACGUCACAGCUCUUCUUGGUACAUGGCUCUCUCCUUUCUAA
Messenger RNA from Brassica napus (rape), 807 nucleotides. RefSeq lists its product as uncharacterized. Lineage: Eukaryota; Viridiplantae; Streptophyta; Magnoliopsida; Brassicales; Brassicaceae. Gene Ontology annotation, molecular function: glycerophospholipid phospholipase A1 activity. Bases 1 to 807 code for a protein of 268 amino acids. The transcript is spliced from 2 exons. The record is from RefSeq and is a predicted model, not a curated record.